AUGGCCACUCGACCACAAAACCAAGCGUCCUUGCAUGUUCCCGAAAACAUCGCUCAUAAUGUCAAAACCAUCACAUUUAUUCGCUCUUCCAUGUCUGCAAUUACUGGUUCAGCUGCUGGAAUUUUAGGGUUAACCGGCUAUUUUGGUUUUAUCUUUUAUGGUAUCACCGCUUUGUUCACGUCUUUUCUCAUUUGGGCUUUAAAAACACAAGCAAAACCAGGGAUAUAUUUUCGCAAUAGGACAGAUGUUUGGACAGAAGGAGUGUUUGGGCAAAUAGAUCAAAUUUUUAGUAAUGUAAAAUACAGUUUUAAUAAAUAA
Messenger RNA from Racocetra fulgida, 318 nucleotides. NCBI's taxonomy places the organism in Eukaryota, Fungi, Glomeromycota, Glomeromycetes, Diversisporales, Gigasporaceae. The record is from the annotation of a GenBank genome assembly.